AGUUCGAUUUGAGCUUCUGACUGAACAACUCGUUCAUCCUUUUAUUUUAUCUCAUUCUUUGUUAUUCUGUUAAGGAAAUUCAAACUGUUUUCGAAAUGUCGAGAAAUCUUUUUCAUGUAACUUUUUUCAUUCUUCUAAUAAAUUUGUGCACACCAGCGUUACCACCACAAAUAAAAGUUUGCGAAGAGAAAUCACCGAGACUUGCUGAAUGUUUGAAAAAUUCAAUCGAAUCGUUGAGGCCUUUGUUGAAAACUGGCAAAAUCGCGCCAGGAUUUGUUAUUGACGGUCUUGAUCCUUUUCUUCUUGGAGACAUAUCCUUCAGUCAAGGAUUCGAAGUGUCACUUUUCAAUGUUAAAGUUUUCGGUGCUUCCAACCUUAAGAUUGAGAAAAUUCGGAUAAACACUGAGUCGUUCAAGAUUGAAUUGGUUGCCUUCAUGCCGAAAAUUACAACUGAAUCAUUUUACGCUAUGAGAUGGAAGAUAUCAUUGCUUGAUAUUAAAGGACAGGGAAAUGCUUACACUAUUUUGGAAAAUGUAAAAAUUGUUUUAAAACUCACUGGUACUGAUUAUCAACGACAAGGUGCAACUUAUUUGAAAAUCGACAAUGUUCAAUUGAAAAUUCAACCCCAAUCCAUAAAACUAAGGUUCGAUAAUUUGUUUAAUGGAAAUAAAGCUUUGGAAGAUGUUGGCAAUGAAGUCAUCAAUCAAAAUGUUCAUCUUCUUUCGGCAAAUAUGUUGCCUCUUGUUGAACAAGCUAUUGGUGCCAGAAUCUUUAAAGUUGCUAAUCAAGUUUUUGAAAAAGCUCCACGAUCUGAAUUUUUUCCUUAAAUGCACUUAAGCAAACUUUGUCACUUUUAUGUAAAUUUAUUCAUCUGAAGAUUAAACAUUUCUAUGCUUCAUUAAAUUAUAAGUUAAUAACAAAGAAAAUUUGAAUAUUAUAUUUUUUAUUGUGCAAUUUAUUUUUAAGUUAUUAUCACGUCGAUUGGAAUAAAUUUUAUGACGUUUAACGAUUGUCUGAUGUAUAGUCUGGAAAAUAAAUAGUUCAUGAUAAAGAUUUCCUUCAAAGUUUUGUGUUGAAACUUCGUUGGAAAUAUCACACUCGUGAAGCUUAAAUCUUCUUAUUAAACAUUAAAACUUUAUUUGAGCUCAUUUGAGGGAAAAGCUUCAUUAUAAAAUUAAGAAUGAAAGUUUCACCUUUUCAUUUUGUAACAAUAUUUUAAUUAUAUAUGUCUAGAACUUUUAAUUAAUGUUUCCAUAACAUUUGAUUUAACAUGAAAAACAAGGUGGAGAGUGUUGGAAAUCUAAGUAAAUUGCUACUGUCAUGUGACUUUCCACACAUUGCAAUGAUAACAAAAAGUGUAUAAAAAUCUUCCCGAAAUUAAUAAAGAAUUCAAUUCAACAUCGAAAUUUAAAGUGAGAAGUGAAGAGUGAAGAAAAAUAUUUUGACAUGGAAAGAAUCUAUAAAUUGUGAGUGAUUUUUAUAAUAAAUAAUCUCAUACCUGUCUGGAUUUAUCUUAUUUGGCUUUUAACUUUAUAACUUGAUUUAUUUGUAUAGAUUUGUUGGUCCAAUAAAUCCAAAGAA
Clunio marinus is the source of this 1581-nucleotide messenger RNA. Lineage: Eukaryota; Metazoa; Arthropoda; Insecta; Diptera; Chironomidae. The record is from the annotation of a GenBank genome assembly.